This is a messenger RNA of Scatophagus argus, 4236 nucleotides long. It is a transcript of the gene pidd1, whose product is annotated as p53-induced death domain protein 1. Gene Ontology annotation, molecular function: protein binding. The record is from RefSeq and is a predicted model, not a curated record. NCBI's taxonomy places the organism in Eukaryota, Metazoa, Chordata, Actinopteri, Scatophagidae. The transcript is spliced from 16 exons. Gene Ontology annotation, biological process: DNA damage response; signal transduction; apoptotic process. The coding region runs from base 1108 to 3924 and encodes 938 amino acids.
UGUACUGGUGGGUCAGGGAUGGGUUAUGAAAUAAAAACAAGAUGUGUUGCCCUUUUGAAAAAGAACGAUAGUUCAGACAAAAUUAUACAGCAGCAUGACACUUAAAACUCACUUGAGUACAUAUUGCAGAAUAGGUCUUCUCCAGCUAUUUUUAAAAUGACGCUAGAUUAUUUUUUUUUAUUUUGCUCUAACCUAAAAUUUAAUUAUGAGUUGUAAGACAGAAAUUGCAUAUAUCUUAUUUCAUUCAACCCUAACCCUGAAUAACGACUCAAGUACUGCAUGUUUAAAAGAAACCACCACAUUAAUUCUCAAAAGGCUUUUGAAUUUAAAUAUUUUGUCAUUAAAUUCACUGUUUUCUUGUAUGUGGGCUUUUGCGCAGAGUGCACAAACCACCGCUAUACUUAACUGAGCAGACUAAACAGCGCCGCCCAAUGGUCAAGCAAGUACUGACAGCGAGAGCACACGUUGACACAACCGUCCCGCCCUGAAUUGAAACUUUGGCGGCGCCUGAAUGAGAGGCGAUCGGUGACAUACACAGCAACAACCGGGGGGCGGUGCUUCUUACUUUCAAACCGAUAGAAAUGAUUAGACUCCUCUCGGUGCCCGCCGGCGGAAUAUGCGCAGAUAAACCAGCGAGCGACUGUGAUGAGAAGCUUUUUCUUUCAAAACAUUGUCGGACGUGACAUAAGAACUUGAGGUGACAGAGAACGAGAGAGGGCAGAUUGGAGGAACAGGUUCAUCCAGAGACAAAUGUUGCACAUUUUUUAAAUGUAACACUACAUGAACUUAUAAGUAUGACUAGAAACGGAGCAUAAAGGUCGGUAACGUAGCGACAGAGGCCCGUAGAUGCGUAAUUUUUGGCUAACAUUCACGUAAAUACGUUUAGACCACAACAAAGCUAUGGUUAGCUAGUAGCUUACCUUACUGUAACUGUUACAGCAACUUCGCUUAGCAAGCGUGUAGUGAAAUAUUCCUCGUCGGGUUUAAUGACUGUCAUUCACCUCUGUCCGGCGUUAAUGACAGUGAGCGUUACGGAAACAUGCAGGAAGAAAACUUCGGAAGAGCUAGCUGUUAGCUAGCUGUCCAGACUCUUAAACAUUGGGUUCAAUGGACAGAAGCAGCAAGGGACGCGGAGCUCCUGAUGAGGAACAUGAUGGAGACCAGGCAGACGGUUGGAUUGGACUGUCGGAAGCAGAGGAAGUGUCACCUGCAUGCAGUCCACCAAAAACAUCACCCAAAUGUGGAGUACCAGACCUUUCGGGGGACAUUUUUGCUCUGAGGUUCUCUGAGGAGAAAUCAGAUAGAGAGACUGGACCAAUGGUAUUAAGUGAUGUGAUAGCUGAAGGCCAAGCAGAAGUUGAUGACACGGGGAGGGAUGCUCCCUCUGUGUCACCCUCUAUCCUCAUGGACACAUGCGCUCCUUCCAUAUCAAGCCUGUCCUCCUCAUGCUCCUCCACCCAUCAUCAUCCCAAUUUGUCUUCGUCCUUAUCUUCCUCUUCCUCUGUCGUGUCUCUGACUCCACCCUUGCCUCCUUCUGUGGAGCUGCCAGCUGUGAUGACUGACACAAGGCUGACCCUGGAUGUGUACCUGGGGGGAGCAGCUGCACUGCCUCUCCUUUGGGGAUCCAUCCCAGGGCAGCUAAUGUCCAUCCAGUACCUGAGACUGGGCUCCGAGGAUAAAGCAGGUCUGGAUGGUGCACUGGAUGUCCUACCCUACCUGAAUGAGCUGCGCUCACUGGCUAUUCGGGGACACUGUUUUUAUGACUCGCAAGGUGACCCCCUGCCUGGCCUCCUCACCUCUUUGCCCUCAUCCGUUUCCUCCCUGUCUCAUCUGGUACACCUGGAUCUCUCCUUCAACCAGCUCUCCUGCCUACCAUCCUGCCUUCUCACCUUGCCUGUGUUGUCAUCCUUGCUCCUCUGUCACAACCACCUCUCAGCUUUGCCUCCAGAUAUAGGCCAGCUGUCUUCCCUUACCUACCUCUCCCUCAUGGGGAAUGAGCUGGUCUGUCUUCCCCCGAGUCUGGGUCAACUGAAAGCGCUACAAACACUGGAUAUUUCACAUAAUCUCCUUCAGCAACUACCCGAUGAAAUUGGUUUUCUGGAGGAGCUUGUUAAGCUGGAAUUGUCCCAUAACAAGUUGAAUCAGCUACCAGAGAGCAUGGGCUCUCUCCUCUCCCUUAGGGAGCUUGUCAUCUACAGCAAUGACCUCCGCCUGCUCCCACAUUGCCUGAACAAACUGCCUCGGCUGAAAAUAGAUGUGCGUGACAAUCCUUUGGGACAACCCCCUACUCCUCCUCCUCUCCCUCCUGCACCUGAUCAAGCCGAAACAAAAAUUCCAGAACUGCACCUAGGAUUUAAUCAGCACAGUUUCUGUGUUUCGUCUGCUGGUUGUCAUGUGUUUCUCCCAGGGGGGGCUGAGCUGCUGUUCCCCCCGGGGUGCUUGUUGACAACCACAAGACUGGAGUGGCUUGAGAAAAGGCCAGAAAGGAAGUGGGUGUUGCUGGAGGAGCAUGACAUCUUACUGAGUCGACCACUGGAACUCCGUCCUCAUGGAAUUACAUUUCUGAAGCCUGUGGAGGUGUGUGUGCCAUACCAUCGGACAAAAAGAAGGGAGGUGGUGGUGCAGAGGUUUGAUGGACAGUCAUGGAGUAUUUUGCCCACUGUUCUGAGGAGAGGAAACGAGAGCCAUAGCAGUCAUCCUGGCGGGCGUCCAGCCAGGCUGGCCUGCUGUGCAGUGCGCCAGUUCUCCUGGUUUAUGGCUGUGUCCCGUCCAGUAAAGGACAGCUGCUCUGUUACGCCAGCUGGAGCUCUGCUGGUGUCCAGCUCUGACCCUGGAAUUAAGCUCCACUUCCCUCCAGACUCCACCGUGCAGACCCGCACUAUAACUUUACAGGUGCUGCAGGUGUCUGUGUCAGAGGUACAGGCAGUGUGUGGUGAUCCUCAGGCCAGAGUCAGCCCUCUUCUCUGCCUCUCCCAGUCUCUCAGCACAGAUUUCCUGCAGCCUAUCAAAGUUCAGAUCCCUCUGCCAUCUGGAGUCACAGGCAAUACAGUUGAUAUGUCCAGUUUGCAUCUGCUACACGGAGACCCCACUGCCCAAACCUGGACUGACAUUACAUCACAAGUGUCUCUCUACGUCACCCAUCUGUAUGCCAUUUUCUACAUCACACAUUUCUCCUGGUACUGGCUCUGGUACACCACUCAGCAAUGUGUUAGUGGGGUGGUCAGGAAGGUCUAUCAAAGGCUAAAACAGUUCAAAGUCCAGUUUCUUGUGCUCCAGCGGAAGACUGAUCCUUCACAAGUUAUACUACAGUGUUUACCUUCUAACAAGGUGGACAGCAGAGUGCAGUCUUUGUCAGAGCAAUAUGACGGACCUCAACCUUCAGAUCUGUGUGACCUGCUGGAAGGAGAGCAGUUCUUUGCCGGCUUUGAGAGGGGCUUGGAUAUCAGCACAGAAAGACCAGACUGUGUGGGUGGAAGGCUGUGUUUUGUGUUUUACUCCAGCCUGAAGAAUCUGAAGGAAGUGUACAUCUGUUCAGCUGAGGGUCAUAAGGGACCAGUGAGAGGACAAGUGUCUUUUUAUAGAGGGGAGAUUCCCAACAAUCUCCCAGAGGAUGUGGCGAGGAAGAGGAAAGGACAUGACAACCAGUGGCUUGCAACCUUACCGCUAAGACUCCCGGCUCUAAACUCAGAAAAUAAUUUCAUCAUGGAAGAGCUCCAGCAUCCUCCUCUGAACCUGGGUGACCCUGAGAGCGGCUACCUGACAGAAGCCAACCUGCUGUCCAUCUCUCUUCAGAUAGGACAGGACUGGCGUGUUAUUGGUAUUAAUCUUGGCUUAAGCUACCAGGAGUUGGACCGCAUCCAGUACAAGUACAGCACAGCCAAAGCCUCUAAGGAAACAAGAUGGAGUAAGAUUUACUGUGACUGAGGGAGAACCGCGAUGGGAGAGAAAUGGAAGAGAAUUUUGAUUGUUUUAAUCUGCACUGUCAGCCAUCACUAAGCCAUCUGGGACACUGCAGGAGAUUACACAGAGACUGAUGCUCAUCUGUCCCUCCCCCUGCUCCUCACGCUCAGAAACCCUCACAUGACGCAUCCUGGAGGGACAACCUGGGAGCCUUAGUGCUGGACAUGCUGUUCCACUGGGCCCGUGGACAGAGGAAUGCAGGACCAGGGGCAGUGUCGAGGCUGGUGGCUGCCAUGAUAGAGAGCAACAGGAGGGACUUGGCAGAUGAGAUAGAGG